GAUAAGAUUAGUUCAAGGCAUGGUGAAUAGUAUCAUUUAAACAAGUCUAAAAUUUGAUGCAAGACUUUUCCAACGAUGAAUCAAUCCAAUAAGUAGAAAAUAAUCAGCAACUACUAUAAGAUUAACCAAUUCUGUUUGUAAAAAAACAUUCUGAUAGAGGAAGAUGGAUACUGAGAAGAGACUCUAUGAAGCUGCAGUUAAAGGAGAUGUUAGAGCUUUACAAGAAUUACUUCAACAAGAUUCUUUGAUUCUUGAUAGACUUACCUUAACUUUCUUCAAUGAAACACCUUUGCACAUAGCAGCAAUGGGUGGGCAUAUCGAAUUUGUGAGGUUAAUUCUGGCUCAAAAUCCUCACCUUGCUGCUGAAUUGGAUUCGCGAAAGUCAUCUGCUCUUCACAUAGCUUCAGCCAAAGGGCACCUGCAAAUAGUCAAGAUGUUGUUGUUGGUAAAUCCUGAACUGUGCCUGGCUCGUGAUCGCGAUGGUGGAAAUCCUCUCCACCUUGCAGCCAUCAAAGGUAGAGUUGAAGUCAUAAAAGAACUGAUACAUGUCAGGCCUCGUGCAGCUCUAGGAACGACAAUCAAUGGAGAAAACGUUUUGCAUUUGUGUGUGAAGCAUAAUCAGCUGGAGGUUCUGAACGUGCUAAUGGAGAUUGAUUGGGACCAUGAGUUCUUGAAUGCAAAGGAUGGUGAUGGACACAACAUUCUGCAUUUGGCUGUUGCUGAUAAGCAAAUUGAGACUGCCAAGUACUUGCUAAAGACACAUCAUAUUGAUGUGAAUGCAGUGGAUGCAAAUGGGAAUACAGCAUUAGAUAUUUUAGCACAGAGUCGGAGGGAUGUGAAUGAUCUAUCCAUGGGAGAGUGUCUUAGAGAAGCUGGAGGUUUAAGGGCAAAGGAUAUUUCAAUGUCCAUCAUUCAACAUAGUACCAAAAUUCCCAAUGACUCUGCUGGAAAUAACCAUUCUCCAGUAUCUUCAACACCAGCAUAUUUAGGAGGAAAUCAGGCCCAAAAGCCCCCAGCAAAAGGCGAUUGGCUUUCCAAGAAACGCGAAACAAUAAUGGUGGUGGCCGUACUGAUUGCAACCAUGGCAUUCCAAGCUGGAGUGAACCCUCCAGGAGGUGUUUGGCAAGCUAAUGGAGAAUUGAAUAAUCAGGGAAUACCUUCACAUAAAGCUGGGGAAUCAGUAAUGUCUUAUAUUCAUCCCAAAUCGUAUCGAUAUUUCCUUCGUGCCAACACCAUUGCCUUUGUCUCCUCUCUCAGCACAAUCUUGCUGCUGAUAAGUGGAUUGCCCUUCAGGCGCAGGCUUUUCAUGUGGGGUUUGAUGGUUAUCAUGUGGUUGACAGUUACCUCAAUAGCACUCACUUAUGGCAUAACAAUUUACGUCCUCACACCUAGGAAGGACCGUGAACCACUUGGUCAGAUCAUUGAAAUUGGAAUUACAGUAUGGUGUGGCUUAAUGGCACUACUUCUAUUGGGUAACACAAUACGUUUGUUGCGUGUAUGGCAUAAAAAGAAGCAUGAAAUAAGAUUAGCAGCAGUACAAAAAAUUGUAAAUUCAAUUCAUGUUAAUGUUUGAUCUGUUGCAUUGAUAAAUAGGACUCAGCCAUUACAAGAAAUAUUCAUGAAUGUUUUGUGAAUCUAAUUUCAUUGUCAUAAGUUAGAGUUCAAAAGCAUAGACAAGUCCAAGCAAAAUAAAUAGGUAUCCUUUCGAAUUGGGAAAAACAAAACAGCUAAUCAAACAGUUCACUUUGCA
Molecule: messenger RNA, 1750 nt
Organism: Solanum dulcamara
Lineage: Eukaryota; Viridiplantae; Streptophyta; Magnoliopsida; Solanales; Solanaceae
Product: ankyrin repeat-containing protein At5g02620-like
Exons: 2
Coding region: 164-1573 (469 amino acids)
Cellular component (GO): plasma membrane
Molecular function (GO): protein phosphatase 1 binding; protein phosphatase regulator activity
Source: RefSeq, a predicted model, not a curated record